AUGUGGUCUAUCUUCUACAAGAAAGCCCGGUACAAGGUCGAUGUCCAGCAAAAUACUGCCUUAAAAAGAUUAAAUACUGAUCUAAAAAAGCCUGACAGAAGAGCUCAUAUACGCAAAUGUGUUCAACGUGUAAUAGCUUUAGAUCUUUACGUCCCAGAGUCACAAUUGAAAUUUUGUUAUGAGUGCAUGAAAUGGUUGCAAGCAAGUCAAAUGGCGAGUCCACUGCUAUUCUCAUAUCUAGUCAUAGAAAAAGCAGCAUUAUGA
Molecule: messenger RNA, 264 nt
Organism: Penicillium argentinense
Lineage: Eukaryota; Fungi; Ascomycota; Eurotiomycetes; Eurotiales; Aspergillaceae
Exons: 2
Coding region: 1-264 (87 amino acids)
Source: RefSeq, a predicted model, not a curated record